Messenger RNA from Micropterus salmoides (largemouth bass), 3604 nucleotides. RefSeq names its product UBA-like domain containing 2 (gene ubald2). The coding region runs from base 157 to 690 and encodes 177 amino acids. The transcript has 3 exons. NCBI's taxonomy places the organism in Eukaryota, Metazoa, Chordata, Actinopteri, Centrarchiformes, Centrarchidae. The record is from RefSeq and is a predicted model, not a curated record. Gene Ontology annotation, molecular function: protein binding.
UGACAUGAAAACAUUGUUGUUGCUGCUGGAGGCUGCGGAGGCAGGCAGGGUGGACUGGGUCUGAAGCUCCAGCGGUGUCCGUCGAAGUGAACACUGUACAUUUAUUUUGUUGUUUUUGACUUUGAGGAGAAGCUGCUGGUCGCGCGGGAAGCGGUCAUGUCGGUGAACAUGGACGAGCUGAGACACCAAGUCAUGAUCAACCAGUUUGUUUUGACGGCUGGCUGCGCCGCGGAUCAGGCGAAGCAGCUCCUACAAGCGGCCCACUGGCAGUUUGAGACGGCCUUAAGCUCCUUCUUCCAGGAGGCCAACAUCCCCAGUCACCACCACCAGAUGAUGUGCACCCCCAGAAACACUCCCGCCACGCCGCCGAACUUCCCAGAGGCCAUGACCAUGUUCUCCAAGCUUCGGGCGUCCGAGUGCGGCUCCGGCACCGGCCCCUCCCAGGUGUCCAUGGCCUGCUCGCCCCCGGCGCCCUCCUCCACGUCGGGUUUCGGCUCCUUCUGGGCCUCCUCGCCGCCCAGCCACCAGCCGGCCUGGCUGCCCCCGUCGUCGCCCACCGGCCACCACAUGCACCACCACCACUACCACCACCACCACCACAUGCAACAGACUCCCAUGUGGCCCCCCGUCUCUCAGCCCAGCGGCUCCCAGCAGCCCCCCGUCGUUUCAGCGCUCCACGGCCAGAGAUGAAGGCGAGAGCGGCGGGGCGCGUGGGAGUGGGGGGUGGGGGCGCUUGGUUCAAGUGCAGCCACGUGAUUCUGUUUCAGCAGCAGGAGGGUGGGGGGUUGGGAGGUGUGGGACGAGAGGAGACAAAGACGCUGCUGUUUCCCUCUCUUGUUUUUCUAAAGCGAAGGCGAGCGGUUUUGGCUCUGCUCUUCCUCAUCAUCCAGCCGAGGAGGCUCGACAUGAGAAACUUCGCUCGGUCUCUGAGCUCCAAAAAAAACUUCUUUUCAUCGCCAGCGCCGGCACGCCCGGGGCCCGACAGAGUCCCCGCUGAGGACAGGAGCCGCCUGAGCAUUGUUUUUAUUUUAGAAACUCCUCUUUCACAGGCCUCAGAAACAAUCAGACAGGAAGUCAGGAACGACGACCAGCAGAUAAACGAAGGAGCGGCGCUCAGAUCCCGAGAGGUCGAGGAUUUAAAGGCCCUCAGAAAAUGUGUUUUUGUAUGUUGGUGCGGGACGGCGUUUGUGUCCAGUGUGGAGACGAUUAUAUAGACGUGUGUUAACGUGGAGUUUCACUCACGGCCACUGAAACUGAAUCGGAGAUGCUGCAGCUGUGUGACGAUGAUGUCAUCACGCACCUGAGCGUCAGAAACACCUGGUGAGAUGAGUUGUGAAGGUUUUUCCAGUCUGCCGCUCCGUAAAGACAGAUUUCCAUCAGUUUGUGGUCCUCUGCCGCCGUUUGCUGAACCAAACAAAGACGGUAAAUAACGAUGACGCGUGUCAGCGCUCAGUUUGUACGACGUCACACAAAGUUAAGAAGUUCAUUUUCAGUUUGAUAGAGAGCCAAAGUCAUGACGUCACUUCCUGUGUUGCCACUAGAGCUGCAACAAUUAAUCAAAUAAUCGAUUAGUUGGACUUUGAUCAACAUUUUUCUGACAUUUUAUAGACCAAACAUCUAAUCGAUUAAUCAGGAAUUUUAGCUGCAGUCCUAACUCAGUACAAUCUCGAGCUAAAAAUACUCUGAAUAAACAACCACGUUAAAUAAUUUCUUUAUUUGUUACUAAAACGUUUGAAGUGACCCACAGGGCACGCUGUUAUUUUGAAUUUAUUGACAUUACGUUGUAGUAUUUUAUAUGUCCUGACGUAUAAAAAGGGGCGCUGACAGCUGUCGUUUCUGACCUCCUGGAGAGAAAAAAAAACACACUUUGCAAUUUGCAAUGUGUGUUUUGAGGAUUCUGGACAAACCUCCACAACAGUGGGAAGCGUCGCCCUCGGUGUGACUUUAAAUUCACGAGAGGGUCGAACUGGGCUCGACUGGUGAACGAAGAAAAAAGAAUUGUAAAGUAAAAAUCUGAGGGAUGACUUUGGUUGAACGGAAAAGUUUUGCAAUAACUAAGAUUAUUUGAAGAGCUGGGACAUUUAAAACGUCGGCGACUUGUUGUCUGCUGACUCAGCAGGAGCAUAGUUUUAUUUUAUUUUUUUUCUGUUCUUUCGUGAUUGCUGCCGUGAGUCCAGGCAGAAACCUCACGGAUUGAUUUCCUGUUUUGAUAGCGAGUGGCAGUUCUGUAAAUAAAAACCUCAGCCAACAGAUUUCAGUUGCUCCGAUGAGAUGCACAUUAAUCUGAUUUAAGGAAUAUUUUGACGCAGAUGGGCGGCGCUGUGGCGGGGGGGGGGGGGGGUUACUCAGUGAUUUUCCACACAACCUUUCAGACGCUCAACCACUCCUACCUCUGUCUGUCUGAAUGGGAGAGGCCCCACAUGUGCUCUGAAUGUAUUCACAGGCAGGAUCAGACGGUUCGAACAAGUGCAAACUGCUGGGGGAGAAUUUGCAGCGGAGCUCGAUUGGAAUCUGUGUGUUUUUUGUUUUGAUCUCAAUUCAGCCCCAGAUGAUCGUUUGGACGCCACGUACAUCACAAACACGCACGCAAGUAAAGUCACCAGUAGAUUAGUCUUGAGUUUCAAAAGUGGGAAAACAAAAAGCCACCUUCACGUCACGCGGGAGAGGAGGCCGACGGGAUGCAGAAAGAAAGGAAACACUUUUUUAUUAACACAGAUUUUGUUCUUCACAGAUUCACACAGACAAUCAACCAUUUCCUCUGUUUCUGUGUGAUCCCCCCCUGUUUUUUAUUGUGCAGCCGUUUUAUUCUCACACCUGCUCACUUUUAGCGCAGGUGUGACCACAGUCUUGUCGCGGGGAGGCGGGGCUUCACUAUCACUAGAGCUGUUAUUUCUUCACCUUCGAUGAAAACAGUCCAAAAUCCAAUUAACAACCUGAUGCAAGAUUAUGUUUUAACAGACAUGAGUCGAAUCGUCUGUGACGUAAAGGAAAAAUCCACCCCGACUGCGGUUUUACAUCCCUGAGCUCGUUUGUUCUGUUAAUCUUUCACAUUCUCGUUGACGCUGUCUACAUUUGUGAUUUGGUGUCACCAGAGGCAGAAUAUUAUGACUAAAUGGCCCCACAGUCGUCAUACAGACAUGUUUACUUUACCCCUCUGAGUAAUACUAAUAAUAGUAAGUGUUCAAUAAUGUGUAAACUUUACACUUUUACAUAUUUGUUGUAGGCAGAAUUUAUUUUAGUUUUAGUUUACAGACGCUAUUGAAGCUUCCUGUAGUCAUUGAUCCAUCAGAGAGAGGCGAUGCAGUUUAAGUGAUGACUGAUUUGAGAAGUCUAGACCGCCUCAAAACCUCGAAGGCUGCAGCCAGCGAUUUGGUUUCAUUAUCAAAUAAUCUGCCUGUUUCUUGGUUCAUCUGAUAACCGCGUGUUCUGUUAAACAUCUCGUUCUCGCCGUGCCGUCAAAAUUUGUCGGUUUUCUUUUUUCAACCAACUGACAAAUAUUGUUUACUACCAUGUAAGACAAGGAAAGUGGCAAAUUCUCACGAAUCCAUCAAAUGUUUGACACACAAAUGACUUUAUAUUGUGGAUAAAUAAACUAUUAAAGUCA